Molecule: messenger RNA, 1044 nt
Organism: Medicago truncatula (barrel medic)
Lineage: Eukaryota; Viridiplantae; Streptophyta; Magnoliopsida; Fabales; Fabaceae
Exons: 2
Coding region: 156-563 (135 amino acids)
Source: RefSeq, a predicted model, not a curated record
GUAUCAUUCUCUGCAGGCCUUAGAACCCGAAAAUCUGUAUUCCGACCACCGGCAAAGGAAGAUUCAGCGAAACCUCUUCAUUACAACUUUCUCGCUGAUCGACCUUAUGAUCCGAAGUGAAAAAAUAAUCAAAAUUUGAACAAGGAUACAUCGAAAUGGAAAAAAUUGUCUUUGGUUCUUCAAUGAUUUCAUUGUUUCAGAAACUUCUGAAAAAACCUCCAUCCUCUAGAUUCGUCGCUGCCUUUCACCCUUUACAAACACCAAACCCCAUUAUUCCUCUUAAUCAAGGACACGACUUACCCACUGAAACUCUCCCGACAAGCCCAAUAUUAACACAUCAAUUUGUUGGGUCCUCAAGUUCAACCUUGAUCUUCCCUAGUUUCCCUUUUGGGUUUGCUUCAAAACCCGUUUUGGAAAAUGGGAUUCUUUCCCAUGUGGCAGAGGAUGCUGAGUUGGAAGAUGCUCAAACCCUUUGGGCAGAUAGCGUGAAGAAGAAGCGGAAGAAGAAGAUGAACAAACAUAAGUAUCAGAAGCUUAGGAAGCGUAUGAGGAGACAGACUUAGGUGAGGGUUCAAUUGUUUAUGAGGCUAAUGAAUUAUGAUUUGGUUUUUCUAUGAUCAAAAGAAACUGUGAUAUUGAUUUUGUUUCAGUUAGUUUAUAGUGGAGGAAAAAACAAUUGAGGAAAGUGGAAUGAUGUUUUAAUUUACUUGGAUUCCAAUUGUUUUGGUUUUUUGUUUUUUCUUGUAAUAACCGCUGUUUCUUGAUGAUCUUUGACUUGAGAUUGUAAUGCCCAUGAAAGAGCAAAAAUAGGAAAGAUAGCCAUAGAAGAAUGUGAAUUACUUGAGAUUUAGGCCAUGAUGGAGGAACAGAGAGUCUAGAGUAACAUUUUGAUGUUAUAAUCUCCAUGCCAUGGGGAGUGUGAGGAACAUGAGAGGUAGAGAUAUCACUUUUAACAUUUAUUGUUUCAUGAGAAAUAAAGAAAACCUUGUAUGAUUGGUAAUGUAAUAUCAAAUCAGGAAUGAUUAUUAUUAUUAUUAUUAUUAA